AUGGGACGACGAGGUGCUAGUGGCGGGUUGGCCCUGCUGGUGACAAUUGCCACCCUUGGGCCCUUCGUGGUGGCUCAGUGCCCCUGGCAGCGGGAGGUGCCCGAUCUGCAGAACUCGUGCUUAUGUGCCUACAACCUCGGACAGGAGCUGUCCGUUCAAUGUGAUCAAGUGGACUUUCCUGUGUUAGUCGAAGCCUUAGACAAGUACGCGCGGUCGACACCGCUCGAUCUGCUGUACGUGAACAACUCGACGGUCGAGCAGCUCGAGGGCGGCCUGUUCGUCAAUCUGAAGCUGCACAACGUGCAGUUGAGCAGCUGCAAGGUGCGGCGCAUCGACGAGAAGGCAUUCCAGGGUCAGGAGGCGGUACUGAAGAACCUCAACCUGCAGGAUAACUUGCUUGAGGAGGUGCCAAUUCGGGCGCUUAAGCCACUCACCAUCCUGAACCUGCUGGAUUUGUCCAAGAACCGGCUGCAGAGCGUGCCGAACGAUGCGUUUGCUGGGUUGCGCAAGUUGUCUACGCUCAAGCUGUCUGACAACAACGUUACACUGGCUCCGUUUGCAUUCCGAGGGCUAGAGGCGAGCCUUAAGAACCUCAAUCUGAAGGGUACGAAGCAGAAGCGCGUCCCGGAUGCGGUUCGAGGGCUAAGGACGCUUGCCUUUCUCGAUCUGUCACAGAACGGCAUUCGCGAGUUACCCGGUGGAGCCGGUGUCAAGUCGUUUGACGGGUUGGACGCACUGACAGCGUUAAACCUCGAGCGCAAUCUGAUCCAAAGCCUCGGUGAGACGGCGUUCUCGGGUGUUCGAAAAACCCUCAGCUCGCUUAGUUUGCUUAACAACUUGAUGGCGGAGUUCCCCGUCGGUGCGAUACAUUCGCUGCGUGAGUUGCGUGUCCUGGACAUCGGAUUUAAUCUUCUCACAGCUCUUCCCGAAACGGCAUUCCGAGGCAACCCGGCCGUUACGCUACUCGCUCUCGACGGUAACCCGCUGCCAACGGUGCCUGAACGUGCUCUGGCACAUCUCAACCGUACACUGCGCGGAUUGUCACUAGGUGGUCGCUUUCUACACUGCGAUUGCAAGCUGCGAUGGGUCGCCGAAUGGAUCCGCAACGGAGACCUCCAGGUUACUUCGCGCGAACGAAACCCACAGUUCUGCGGCUCACCCAAUCGCUUCCGGGAUCGCGGAUUCUACUCCAUUCAACCGGAGGAGCUCAACUGCCCCGAGUCCGAGGUAGCACUCGAAGGUCCUGUCGGAGUCGUCGAGUCCUUGCUUCCCAAAACGACCACUCUCCGCACGACUAGCGUUUCUACAACGGCAUCGACAACACUCUCCACGCAACCGACCACCCUAGCCGGUACAACGAAUGCGACGAUCGCUGCCACAUCACCACCGACAACCACACAACAACAGCAAGGAUCUUCAACAAUCGCGGGCGAGAUCUCGUCGGCUUCAAACGGCACCACAGCUCAAAGCACCAGUAGCAGCACCACGCUAACCACAACGAGCCCUUCGACAACGAAACAAUCGACUACGGCGGCCACGGCGGCUGCUCAAGCAACGACAACAACCACCUCGAAAACGCCAGCCACGAAAAACUGGCGCACAAAUGCCAGCAGCAACAACUCGCCACCGCAUAAGCAACGACCACCGCUAGUCCUCGGUUUUCCACCUCAGCGUGGCACUCAGGUCGACGACUCUAAGGAGGUGCAGGUGAAGAACGCCUUCAGCUCGCGCCAGGACAACUCGGUCAUCAUCCAGUGGGACUCGGAUACGGCCAACAUACUCGGCUUCCGUGUGGUCUAUCGCCUGUUUGGCGAUAAGAGCUUCAAGCAGGGGCCGCCGCUCGAAGCGAGCGAGCGUGAGUUCAAGAUCAAGAACGUACCGUCGGCCGAGUGCAUUAUCGUGUGCGUUGUGUCACUCGAAGAGAUUAACGUUACGCCCGACACCGUGCCUUACACCCAGUGCCGGGAGGUGCGAACCGUGGCCUCACCGGCUUCAAACAUGGAUAAGAUCACGAUCGCGGCCAGUGCUGCCAUCUGUGGUACGAUCAUCGUCGCGGUGAUUGUGUUUAUCGCCGCCAGCAGGAUUCUUUUCAGAAGACGCUCGAAGAAACUGCAGUCCCUCUCGCAGCAGAAGAGUGCCCUACCGAUUGCUGGCCUGCCCGUGAACUGCUGCGGCCCAACACCCAGCCCGAACGGGCCGCUCGGAUCGCUGGCCACGCUGUCCGCGUUCAACUCGCACAAGCAGGACUGGGACCAGGUGUCGGCGUACAGUGGCCGUUCGAUACCGCGGCCGCGCAUCUACCCGAUGGAAAACCAAGCCAUCCCGGACGACCUCCGCAGCCACGUGUCGCACUUUUCAGCCGUUGGUGGUGGAGGCGUCCCGAAGGUGGGAAAAGCACGCUCAAUCGCUGACGGACAGUCGCACCACAGCUUCUCGAAUCACUCGCAGCGUGGAUACCUCGGAUCGGCCUUCCCGAGCAAUUUAGUCAACUCGCGACCAGAACUAAGGCAGUCCCGCCAAUCGCUGGCAGCAGCCUCGGAGCGCAUGUCCCGGGCAUCAUACGCGGGCUCGAUCGUACAUGGACCAGCCCACAGUAUUGCAUCCAGCACGAGGCGUACACGACCGAGGUCUCGUUCUCGUGAUCAGCUGAGUGCGGCACAUAUCCACACACAUCAGCAUCGUCCCGGAAGCCGCUACUCCACCGCCGGUUCGACGCACACGCUCAACAACUACUGCGACACGUCCGACAACUGGACCGAUCACGAUAUGGACAUCUACAUGGCGCGCAAUCCGACGGCCCGCAACGGCAUGGUGCCGUUAUGA
Anopheles nili is the source of this 2823-nucleotide messenger RNA. RefSeq names its product leucine-rich repeat and fibronectin type-III domain-containing protein 3 (gene haf). The coding region runs from base 1 to 2823 and encodes 940 amino acids. The record is from RefSeq and is a predicted model, not a curated record. Gene Ontology annotation, molecular function: protein binding. The transcript has 8 exons. NCBI's taxonomy places the organism in Eukaryota, Metazoa, Arthropoda, Insecta, Diptera, Culicidae.